GGUAAAUACAAAACCACCACCUCCUCCUAUAAAAUCUCCGGACACUUUCUGUCGCUUAUCACACUCUUCUCCACGUUCCUCUUUCCCCUUUCUUUUCUGCUUUUUGCACCCUUUUUCUCAUAUAAAACCAAAAUUUUUUAACACCCAUUAAAAUCAUCCAUUAAUUUUUUUUGGUUCAAUUUAGUUUUUGAAAUAUUUAUCCUUUUUAAAUUUCUGGGUAUUUGUUAUUAUCUGACGCAAAAAAGGGGCAAUUAAGAAAAUGAAGUUUUGCAAGACAUAUCAAGAGUACAUGCAAAAUUGGGAGAGAGAAUUUCCAGGAGUUGGGUUCAAAAAUCUGAAAAAAAUUCUGAAAAAUUGCAGGCAAGACAUUGAUUCCCACAAUUCCCAUAAUGAUGAAAACGGUCAUAUAAUUUCCUCUAAUUGCCCACAUCAGUGUUCUGUAUGCGAUGGCACAUUUUUUCCAUCACUUCUCAAGGAAAUGUCUGAUGUAGUGGGUUGUUUCAAUGAGCGGGCUCAAAAGUUGCUUGCUUUGCAUUUAGCAACAGGUUUCAAAAAGUAUUAUGUAUGGUGUAAAGGCAAGCAGAACCAUAAAUCUUUGAUCGAGGAAGGGGAAGAUCUUGUCACUUAUGCGAUGAUCAAUGCUAUCGCAGUUCGGAAAAUUCUGAAGAAAUAUGAUAAGGUUCAUUAUUCUAAGCAAGGUCAAGCAUUCAAAUCACGCGCUCAGAGUAUGCAUAUUGAGAUACUCCAAUCGCCAUGGCUUUGCGAGCUCAUGGCUUUUCACAUUAAUUUGAGAGAUAAAAAGGCAAAGACAAGAAUGGGUUCUUAUUUGUUUGAGGACUGUUCUCUUAAAUUUACUGAUGGAAAGCCAUCACUGACUUGUGAGCUCUUUGAUUCUGUGAAGGUCGAUCUUGACUUGACGUGUUCUAUUUGUUUGGAUACAGUAUUUGACCCAGUUGCUCUUAGUUGUGGUCAUAUAUUUUGCUAUAUGUGUGCCUGCAAUGCUUCAUCCGUGACUAUAGUUGAUGGACUGCAGGCGGCAUCUCCAAAGGAGAAGUGUCCACUGUGCCGAGAGGCUGGAGUCUACGAGGGCGCUCUACACUUGGAAGAGCUCAAUAUUUUAUUGAGCCGAAGGUGUCAUGAUUACUGGGAAGAGAGACUACAGUCAGAGAGGGCUGAGAGGAUAAAGCAAGCAAAAGAGCACUGGGAAUUUCAGUGCCGAGUAUUCAUGGGUGUCUGAUGAGAUCAAUCUUUUCGAUUUGCUUUGAAUUGAUUGAUUGUUGGAAAGCCUGCUGCCUUUCCCCUUGUGCAUAUGUGAUCCGAAAGUUUUUCUGUGCAGUAAAAGUAAAAGCGUUGAUAUCGAUCUCUCUGUACAUUUUAAGCAAAUAAGAUGCUGCAUUUCUGGUCAGAAAGAAUUCUCGAUCGGGUUGGACUUUGGCGUGCUCGAGACUGUCUUCAUUGUGGAUGAAGAAAACGGAGCCAUUUUAGUUGUGAAUUUUGCAUGGAACCAAAGUGUGUUCACUUAAAUCAUAUACUUGUGUAUUGUAGCAUUGAAAUAAGGAAAAGACUGUGAAUGAUUGGUGAUGUUUUUUUCUCCAUACUGAACUUGAUAUAUCUGUCUACCCAUUACACGAGCAACCAAAAUCUUACUCUGUAUUUACAAACUUUUGAUUAAAAACAACCACACUCAUUGUCCGUUA
Molecule: messenger RNA, 1697 nt
Organism: Spinacia oleracea (spinach)
Lineage: Eukaryota; Viridiplantae; Streptophyta; Magnoliopsida; Caryophyllales; Amaranthaceae
Product: probable E3 ubiquitin-protein ligase BAH1-like 1
Exons: 6
Coding region: 260-1237 (325 amino acids)
Molecular function (GO): metal ion binding
Source: RefSeq, a predicted model, not a curated record